ACGCUGUCAUGUUAAAACCCACCACAAAUCAAAUUCUCUCUCUCUCACCAUCUUUAAUAAUUCAUCAACAAUACCCACCUUCCCUUCACUCUAUCUCCCGCCACCACCACAGAUUGUUCAAACCUGACUCAACUUCUUCAUUCUUUUAAAUGACCCGCCGGGAAUCUCCCUCCGGCAACCUUGCCGGCCCGGCUACUGCGGACUUCGACCUCGCCUGCCCCUUCGCUCCACUCGAUAACAACAUUCACGAUGAUGACAUCCGUGAAACUGCCUAUGAGCUCUUCUUCACUGCCUGCAGAUCCUCUCCAGGUUUUGGGGGACGGAAUGCGAUACUAUUUUAUUCGUCAAAUGACAAUAGUAAUGGGGAAGGUGGAAGUGGGUCGAGUGCAAGCGGUGUGAGCCGGGUAAAUGGGGUGGUGCAGAUGACGCCUACGAGUAGAAUUAAGCGGGCUUUAGGGUUGAAGAUGCUGAGGAGGUCGCCAUCGAGGAGAAUGUCCGCCAUUGGUGGUGCGGGGCCGACAUCACCGGGGAGUGGACAUGGAUUCGAGAGGACUAGCCCUGGAAAUGGGCACUACACGUUCCCUCCGGUAAGACCAAGACGGCCGAUGACAUCGGCGGAGAUUAUGAGGCAACAGAUGAAGGUGACGGAGCAGAGUGAUAAUAGGCUGAGGAAAACUCUCAUGAGAACCCUCGUUGGCCAAAUGGGUAGACGAGCGGAGACGAUAAUACUGCCAUUGGAGCUAAUUCGUCAUCUGAAACCAUCAGAAUUCAACGACUCUAACGAGUACCAUCAAUGGCAAAGGCGGCAACUAAAGAUUCUAGAAGCCGGACUUCUCCUCCACCCUGCGGUUCCACUUGACAAAUCGAGCUCAUUCGCCAAGCGCCUCCGAGGGAUUGUCAGUGCCAGUGAAACCAGACCGAUAGACACCGGCAAAAACUCUGACACAAUGAGAACGCUAUGCAACACUGUAGUUUCCUUGUCCUGGAGAAGCUCAAACGGAACUCCGACUGAAGUCUGUCAUUGGGCUGACGGCUACCCGCUCAACAUCCACCUCUACAUUUCUCUUCUUCAAUCCAUAUUCGAUACACGAGACGAGACUUUGGUUCUGGAUGAGGUUGACGAGCUUCUCGAGCUUAUAAAGAAGACAUGGUCGACAUUGGGGAUCAACAGGCCGAUUCAUAAUUUGUGUUUCGCAUGGGUUUUGUUUAAGCAAUACGUUGUGACUGGGAUGUCCGAGCCUGAUCUUCUUUGUGCAGCACAUACUAUGCUGGGGGAAUUGGCGAACGAUUCUAAGAAAUCUGAUAGAGAGGCGCUGUAUGUGAAGAUGUUGUCUUCAAUGUUGGUUUCAAUGCAAGGGUGGGCGGAGAAGAGAUUGCUGAGGUAUCAUGAUUAUUUCCAUAGAGGAACUGUUAGUCAAAUUGAGAACCUUUUGCCUUUGGCUUUGUUGGCAUCAAACAUUAUGGGAGAAAAUGUUACACUCACUGAUAAGGAGAAAGGAGACACAAAGGUUGUGAUGGAUUCGACUACGAAUCGGAUCGAUCACUAUAUCCGAACCUCAGUGAAAAAUGCUUUUACAAAAAUUAUUGAGAAUAGAAAUAUGACUGAAUAUGUAGAUGGGAAAGAGAUGGAGGCAACAGAACCUCUACUUCAGUUGGCAAAAGAGACAGAGGAUUUGGCAUUGAGAGAGAGGGAAUGUUUUAGUCCUGUGUUUAAGAAAUCGCUCAGCACAGCAGCUGGGGUUGCGGCUGUGACAAUUCACCAAUGCUAUGGAGCCGUUUUGAAACAAUAUUUAGCUGGAAUGGGCACUCUCAAAAAUGAGACUGUUAGAGUCUUGCAGAGGGCUGGAAAGCUUGAAAAAAUUUUGGUUCAAAUGGUGGCUAAAGAUAGUACAGACUGUGAAGAUGGGGGCAAAGGCAUUGUCAGAGAAAUGAUCCCAUAUGAAGUUGAUUCGAUUAUUCUAAGGCUCUUGAGACAAUGGAUUGAUGAGAAGAUAACCAGAGGAAAAGAAUGUUAUCUCAGAGCAAAAGAUUCAGAAACAUGGACUCCCAAGUCAAAAUCAGAGCCGUAUGCGGAGUCUGCUGUGGAGCUAAUGAAAAUGGCACAGGAAAUUGUUGAUGAUUUCUUUGAAAUACCAAUAGGAAUUACAGAUGAUUUGGUUUAUGAUCUUGCAGAUGGUUUACAGAUUCUCUUUAGAGAAUACACCACCUUUGUUGCAUCAUGUGGAGCAAGACAGAGCUAUCUGCCCACACUUCCUCCUCUUACAAGAUGCAACAGAGAUUCAAGGUUCUCCAAGCUUUGGAAAAAAGCUAGUCCUUGUGCCGUCACUUGGGAUGACGUAAGUCAAGUACAAGGCUCAAAUGAAGCUCUCCAUCCACGCCCAUCAACAAGUCGAGGAACACAGCGUCUUUAUGUUCGUCUCAACACCUUGCAUUAUCUUCUCUCUCAUAUCCAGUCCCUGGAGAAAAAAUUAACCCUUUCUCCAAGAGUUGUUCCUUCAGUACAUAGUCGAUACACUAACCAGAGGUGCCAUAGUGGUGCCUCUUCAUACUUUGAACAUGCAACAAACGCUAUUCAAUCAGCCUGCCAACAUGUGUCAGAAGUUGCAGCUUAUCGCCUCAUCUUCUUUGACUCGAGCUCUGUCUUUUACGAAAGUCUCUAUAUGUAUGAUGUUGCGAAUGCAAGAAUCAGGCCUGCAUUGCGAACAUUGAAACAGAAUCUUACACUUUUGAGUUUGAUUUUAAAUGACCGAGCGCAGGCUUUAGCAAUAAAAGAAAUUAUAAGGGCAGCAUUUGAGGCAUACCUUAUGGUUUUGCUUGCUGGGGGAAGCUCCCGGGUGUUCUACCGGAGUGAUUAUGAGAUGAUUGCAGAGGAUUUUGAGAGCUUGAAGAGGUUAUUCUGCACAUGUGGAGAAGGAUUGAUAUCUGAAGAUGUGGUGGACCGAGAGGCAGAGACAGUUGAAGGGAUGAUAGCAUUGAUGGGUCAGCACACUGAGCAACUAAUAGAAGAUUUCAGCAUUCUUUCCUGUGAAACAAGUGGUAUAGGAGUUAUGGCUACAGGGGCCAAGCUACCAAUGCCACCAACAACAGGAAGGUGGAAUCGAUCGGAUCCAAACACAAUUCUAAGAAUAUUGUGCCAUAGAAAUGAUCGAGCUGCAAAUCAAUUCUUGAAGAAGUCGUUCCAGUUAGCCAAAAGGAGAUGAAGAGGGAUUAUGUUACAUAGUCGUGCAGAUUUCUAAUAAAGUUACUGAGAAUGAACUAGAUGAACAUAAUAUAGGCAACAAAUUGUAUCCAAAUUCUGUUGACUCAUAUUCUAUAUGAACAUUUUUCUCGGGGUUGAAAGAUCAUAAGGUA
Molecule: messenger RNA, 3351 nt
Organism: Mangifera indica (mango)
Lineage: Eukaryota; Viridiplantae; Streptophyta; Magnoliopsida; Sapindales; Anacardiaceae
Product: protein unc-13 homolog
Source: RefSeq, a predicted model, not a curated record